This is a messenger RNA of Zymoseptoria tritici IPO323, 1092 nucleotides long. RefSeq lists its product as uncharacterized. The record is from RefSeq and is a predicted model, not a curated record. The coding region runs from base 1 to 1092 and encodes 363 amino acids. Lineage: Eukaryota; Fungi; Ascomycota; Dothideomycetes; Mycosphaerellales; Mycosphaerellaceae. The transcript has a single exon. Gene Ontology annotation, cellular component: membrane.
AUGUUCCAAUCCUCCUCCACCGGCCCCUCAGGACCACCAAGCAACUACUUUCAACGCUCAUCCCUCCCCGCCAACACAAUCAUCAAAUUCGUCCCGCAACAAACCGCCUGGAUCGUCGAGCGCAUGGGUCGCUACUCCCGCGUCCUCGAACCUGGUCUCGCGAUCCUCAUGCCGGUAAUUGACCGUAUCGCAUACGUCAAAUCGCUCAAAGAAAACGCCAUGGAGAUCCCCUCGCAGUCCGCCAUUACCGCCGACAAUGUUACACUCGAACUCGACGGCGUGCUGUAUACACGGGUCUUCGACCCUUAUAAAGCUUCCUACGGCGUGGAAGACGCGGACUAUGCGAUCUCGCAACUCGCGCAGACGACCAUGAGAUCCGAGAUCGGACAGCUCACUCUUGACCAUGUGCUGAAAGAGCGAGCGGCACUGAACACGAACAUCACACAAGCGAUCAACGAGGCGGCAGCGGCAUGGGGCGUUCAAUGUCUGCGGUAUGAGAUAAGGGAUAUUCACGCUCCAGGGCCGGUGGUGGAGGCGAUGCACAGACAAGUCACGGCGGAGCGGAGCAAGCGCGCGGAGAUUUUGGAGUCAGAAGGUCAAAGACAAAGCGCGAUCAACAUCGCUGAGGGACGGAAACAGAGCGUAAUUCUGGCUUCCGAGGCCAUCAAGUCAGAGCAGAUCAAUGCGGCGAGUGGUGAGGCGGAGGCGAUUUUGAUGAAAGCUAACGCCACGGCAAAGGGUAUUGAUGCUGUGGCGAAGAGUCUGUCCGAGGGCAAGCAAGCGGCACAGGGCGCGGUGUCAUUGUCUGUUGCGGAGAAGUAUGUGGAGGCAUUUGGCAAGCUGGCGAAGGAGGGCACAUCGGUCGUGGUGCCGGGUAAUGUUGGAGACAUCGGUGGUAUGAUCGCGACGGCCAUGUCGGUGUAUGGCAAUGUGAGUCAGGCACAGGCGAAGACGAUGUCCCAGCAGGCGAUUGCGGAGGGCGAGAGGACGAAGGAUGAGAGGAAUGCAUCGGACGAUGGCAAGCCGAUGUCGAAGAAGGAGAUGCAGGAGAAGGUGUUGGAGAGCUUUGACAAGACUCAGGCGAGGCAUUGA